This is a messenger RNA of Colletotrichum aenigma, 1815 nucleotides long. RefSeq names its product Heterokaryon incompatibility protein 6, OR allele. The transcript is spliced from 3 exons. The record is from RefSeq and is a predicted model, not a curated record. The coding region runs from base 1 to 1815 and encodes 604 amino acids. Lineage: Eukaryota; Fungi; Ascomycota; Sordariomycetes; Glomerellales; Glomerellaceae.
AUGUCCGUUGAGAAGUUGACCAUCGUCACCAUCUCACACGACCAAGGCUUUAGCAACACAGAGGAAGCCGACCGCGGAACGUAUAAUUCGUCGUUUACCUGGUUCGAAGUGGUAGUGAUCUCGGAAUCUAACCACGAGCGAUCGCCUGCCAAGGAUGUGCAAAGAAAUGUUCACGCAUCGCGAGAAAGGAAGCGCCAUGAAAAUGUGUACGACGUCCGCGACGACGACGACACCCGACGCUGGCUCUCUACUAUCCAUGGAGGUGACACCAUUCAGCUGGUCAUGCGUGCGGAAUUCCCGGCCUGGGUCAACUACUGCUACGAGGCAGAGAUAAAAUUAGUCGGUACCGCCGUUGACAGCGAUACUAUCCGUCCUUCAUUCGAGGCCUCGGUUACCAGCAAGAGGCCGAACAUUUAUACGGCGUUGAAUCAGUCUUCCCGAGACAUCCGAGUUCUCGCAAUCAGUCCCGCUUCCUUUAACGAACCUAUACACUGUUCUCUCAAGAUAGUGUCACUGGACGAUGACAAAAUCCAAAGCUACGAUGCGCUUUCUUAUUGUUGGGGCAACUUGCCAGCAGACAAUUUUAUCGAACUUGAUGUCGAAUCACUCUCAGGGGAAGGCGGGGAAGCACAUCAACUGGCUCUAUCCACAACCUUGUUCGAAGCAUUGCGACAUCUUCGACCCCAUACAGGGUACCCUAAGCUACUAUGGGUCGACUUUAUCUGUAUAAACCAAAGCGACCUUGCAGAGAGAGCUGCUCAGGUGGGCAUCAUGCCCAAGAUCUACUCCCGAGCGGAGAAGGUCCAUGUCUGGCUCGGAUCAAGCGACGUAGUAACUCAACGAGUCAUGAAAGACGUCAUGGACGUCGCCUCUCGAUACGACGACGGUAGCAUUGAAGCUGACGAAGGUCAAACAGAGAAAAUCAAGCAAAGACAUGGGCCGGUAUUCCCAGGACAUCUUGAAGAUAGGAUGCUGACCUUUGUGUCCGACUGGCGGAGCUGUGACUUUGCCUGGUUCAGGCGUACCUGGGUUCUUCAAGAAGUUGCCAAUUCGAAGUCGGCAGUGGUUCACUGCGGACGCGAUGUGGUGCCCUGGUCCGUCAUCUUGAGACUGGCAGAUUGCUUCAUCAAGGCCAAGCGGAUCACAAGCCUCUUCAGGUACUCCAUUAUGCCUCCUAUCUUCACAUCGCUCUUUCGGUUGGAAAACAACGUUGUAGUAGACGCACCUCGGAUAUCUGACCGCGGAAUCCUCGAAAUCCUUGUUGCCGGCCAUGACCUUGAGGCCAGCGAUCCGAAGGACAAGAUCUUUGCUCUGUUACAGUUCGGCAGGGAAACCUCUGAGCUAGAGCGAUUGCCAUCUCUCAUCCGACCAGACUACACAAAGUCCGUAGCGCGUGUAUUUGCCGACUUCACGAGAUGGUGGAUCAUGUCGCAUAAUUCUUUGAGAGUCCUAUCUGCGGUACAUACGAAUAAGGAUCGAGCGUGGCAACAGAUGAGCUCUGGCCUGCCAGUAGACCUUGAUUCUUUAAACCGGCCGACGUGGUGCUUCUGGCAUGGCGGCGCCUCUAGCUGGGCAAAGGCAACUCUGGCGCUCUCAGAAACAACGCCGUACCGAUCAUCGGGCGAUUCGGUCCCAGAUAUGGCACUGUUGGCAGAAGAUGUUGAUGAACCGAUGCAUUUACGCCUACGAGGAAAGAACAUCAACAAACGAGAUGGAGAAGGCUUUCUUCCGGAUCUUCGACCCAACAGGCCUGCAGAAGACAUGGAUUUGGAACAGGGAGGAGCAGACCAUUCCGCCACCGAGCAAUGUCUUUGA